Microtus oregoni (creeping vole) is the source of this 1173-nucleotide messenger RNA. It is a transcript of the gene Pla2g2c, whose product is annotated as phospholipase A2 group IIC. The record is from RefSeq and is a predicted model, not a curated record. The transcript is spliced from 7 exons. Gene Ontology annotation, biological process: positive regulation of fibroblast proliferation; fatty acid biosynthetic process; arachidonate secretion. Lineage: Eukaryota; Metazoa; Chordata; Mammalia; Rodentia; Cricetidae. The coding region runs from base 302 to 754 and encodes 150 amino acids. Gene Ontology annotation, molecular function: phospholipid binding; signaling receptor binding; calcium ion binding.
GGGACACUCCACGCCAGUCAACCAGCUGCAUAGUGUGGUCUCAAUAGGAGCACAGGAAAGAAACCCCAAGGAGCCACUUUCCUUCUAUGGAGGGCCUGACAUCAGACCCCAGCAUGUGCUGACACUGCGCCAAAGCCCUUCCAUGUUUGAAGAAGCCUUGAGAUUUGAAGUCCCACAGCCUGUCUGCGCUUCCUCUACCCUGCUCAGAAGCUAUGGUUCACUCCCUCCGCCAUUCUGUUGGAGCUGAACUGGCAGAUGAAGGUGGAACCCCAGUACCCUAGACCUCCUGGUCUCUUCGGAAAUGAAGGUCAUUGCUAUAUUCCUUGUCUUCAUCUUCUGCUGGAUGACCUCCACUCUCAGCAGCUUCUGGCAGUUCCAGAGGAUGGUCAGACACAUCACAGGGCGCAGCGCCUUCUUCUCCUAUUAUGGAUACGGCUGCUACUGUGGGCUAGGGGGCAGAGGGAUCCCCGUGGAUGCUACAGACAGGUGCUGCUGGGCUCACGACUGCUGCUACCACAAGCUGAAGGAGCAUGGCUGCCAGCCCAUCUUGAAUGGCUACCAGUUCAGCAUUGUCAAUGGGACUGUGGCUUGUGGAUGCCUCCCGGGUGGCAGCUGCCUCUGCAGGCAAAAGGCCUGUGAGUGUGACAAGCUGUCUGCAUACUGCUUCAAGGAAAACCUGGACACCUACGAGAAAGCCUUCAGGCAGGUCUUCCCCAGCAAGUCCCAGUGUGGCCGACACAAACUCCGGUGCUAGGAAGGCCACCGUCCCUGACACACAGCACCUACUCUAGUCAUGGUCCUCUGGCAAACUGUCUCCGGCCACCUCUGAUAGCUCCCAGGCUCCUGGAGCUCCUCAUCGCUGUCCAGGGAGUGUCUUCUCACUCAGCGCUGGGGUCUGGAAGUGAGACAUGGAGGAACCCCUGCUCUGGAAACAGACCCUGGGUGCCUGGCAAUUAACUGACAUCUUCCAACCGAAGUCUGCCUUCUGUAAACCCGCUGGCAGGAAGAAGGCUGGUCUGGUGUCUCAGAAAGCCGGGUGCCAUUGCAAUGAUAAUGUUCACCAUUGCCACAAGGAUGUCAUGGCAAAGAUGACAUGAAGAAAUGCAGAGAUGCAUGGGAUAAAACCGGACUCUCUGAACAUGGCGAGCAAUGAGGGCUGAUGAGAAGCCAAGG